AAAGCAAAUCCUUCAACUAAAACGUGCACUUUUGACCACGGCAGCCAAUAUUGAUGCUGACUGUAAUAUUUCCAAAUCAAAAUCUUUUAUAACUACAUAAACAUGAAAACCCACAAAUUUUCUUGAAAAAUUAACAAAGAAAAACAUUAUGGGCAAAUCUCAGUUUCUCCCUUUUAUUCUCAUGUUCUUCUAUUUAUUCAUUCAUUCUGCAAAUUCUUCGUGCCCCAUUGAUUUCAAUUAUGUUGAAACCUUCCCAUGGGACACGAGCCUUUGCCAUGAGCCUGUUCAAACCAGUUGCUGCCAAACUCUUCGCAGCGUCUUUGGCAUGGGACUUGCCCAAUACCUCAAAGAAAGCUCAAUGUUCUAUCUCCCAACCGAGAACUCUUCGUCUUCUUGCAUUGCCAACUUCCAAGAAAAGCUGUCUAAUAUAUUCAUGUCUCGGCCAUUUUUCAGUUCAUGCUUUAAUGAUACAAGUGAGUUUGUUAAUGGGCCUUCAAAUUGUGCUGGAAUUACAACUACACAAGAUUGGAUCGAAAAGGUUGGAUCAUCAAGUCUGCUGGAUUCAUCUUGUAAUGAAGACUUGACGGGAUUGACUCGUUGUAGUUUGUGUUUAGAUGCAGGAAUGCAAGUGACUUCAUUCCUAGUUUCAUUAGAUCGCAAUUCCUCCAAAUGCUUCUACUUCACUAUUUUCUAUGCUGCUGCUGUUGUCAAUGAUUUUGGGCCAGAAGAUCCAAGGACUGCUGCUUGUGUACUAGGCCUGCCCUUGGCUCCCUCAAUUAGUGACAAAAAAUCGAACCACUGGAGCCCGAAAACUGUACUGAAACUGGUUUUCGGGUUGGUGGGGGCUGUUGUAGGAAUUUUUGUUGUUUUUUUUGUAUUCAUGGUUUACAGAAAGUGGGAUAAACAAAAGAAACAGGAUGUAAUGCAUGAACAGUAUGUGAGUUCUGUAAAGUCAAGGAUUUUGCCCAAAACGUGCGCCAAAUGGUUUCAUAUAACUGAGCUAGAACAAGCCACAAAUGGAUUCUCCCAAAGCAAUAUGAUAGGACACGGUGGAUAUGGGAUUGUAUAUAAAGGAACACUUUCAGAUGGGACUGAAGUGGCCAUCAAGCUUAUUCUUGAUUUGGAUACAAAAGGGGACGACGAAUUUAUCAAUGAAGCACAGAUCAUAAGCAAGAUAAGACAUAGAAACCUUCUUUCUCUUAGGGGUUUUUGUGUCACGAGCAGUCAAUUCCAAGGCACAAGAAGAUACUUAGUAUAUGAUUUCAUGUCAAAUGGAAGCCUUGAUGAUCAUUUAUUCAAGGACAAGACUCAAUUGUCCUGGCCUCAGCGCAAGAACAUAAUUCUUGAAGUGGCGAAAGGGCUUGCUUACUUGCAUUAUGGAAUCAAACCAGCAAUUUAUCAUCGUGAUAUAAAGGCUACAAACAUACUUCUAGAUGAUGACAUGAAAGCAAGAGUGGCAGAUUUCGGAUUGGCUAAGCAAAGUACAGAAGACCAGUCUCAUCUAACCACAAGGGUAGCUGGAACAUAUGGAUAUUUGGCACCGGAAUAUGCUCUCUGUGGACAAUUGACAGAGAAGAGUGACGCUUAUAGCUUUGGCAUAGUGAUUUUAGAGAUUAUGAGCGGAAGAAGGGUGCUUGAUGCAACAGAAUCUUCAAGACUUCUAAUAACGGAUUGGGUGUGGGAUUUUAUGAAAUCAGGAAAAAUUGAAGAGAUUUUCCACAAGUCGAUAAGAAGAGAAGGACCAAAGGGAGUAAUGGAGAGAUUUGUUCGUGUUGGCAUUCUCUGUGCUCAUGUGAUGGUAGCCCUUAGACCUACCGUUGCUGAUGCUCUAAAGAUGCUCGAGGGAGAUAUCGAUAUCCCACGAUUACCUGACCGGCCAUUGCCUCUCAGCCACGAGUCGUUUCGAUCUGCAAUACCAAACAAUGCGACUUGGUCUUCAUCACAGUACAGUGUAUUCAACAGUUUGACAUCGGGAGCAAAGUCAAGCAUUAGCAGUAAUGAAAAUCAGAUACAGCAGAAAUUUUAAAGUGUAAGGAUCUUGCAGUCAGAAAAUGCAACUUGCCUAAAAUAAACUGGUAUUACCAAAUCAAACUUUUUGACUCUUACUUUUUCUGAUAAUCUGUUGAUUAUAAGUAGCAAUAUAUAACAAAUAAGUGUUAUUCCUAGUAAAUUUGGGUUCAGCUAGAUGUGUCUGUUCGCAAAAUAUUUCUUUCGAUUUAAAUUACCGCAAGUGUACGGGUCGUGACAAGUAAUAA
Messenger RNA from Olea europaea var. sylvestris, 2255 nucleotides. Its product is annotated as probable receptor-like protein kinase At1g11050. Bases 149 to 2026 code for a protein of 625 amino acids. The record is from RefSeq and is a predicted model, not a curated record. Gene Ontology annotation, molecular function: protein kinase activity; ATP binding. The transcript has a single exon. Lineage: Eukaryota; Viridiplantae; Streptophyta; Magnoliopsida; Lamiales; Oleaceae. Gene Ontology annotation, biological process: protein phosphorylation.